AUGUAUUUCCUCUUUGACCCACUAUGCGGCAAGCUUGAGCAACCCAGCACUGUGGAAGUCCCUUCUAACAUUCCUGUGUCCCUGGAUGUCCAAGCAACUUCAGUAGGCUUCCCAAGCAUGCAGCAGACCCCUCGGAUGGCAGCCCGGGGAGGGCCCGAUAAAAAAGCCUUCAUCCGGGUCGGGGCGCUCAGAUCGCGCUGCGAGAGAGGGACGGAGUGGGAGAAGAGGGCGGUGGGCUUUGUUGUGGCUGCGAUUCGGAUGAUGGGAAAGCUCAAGGGCGCCUUGAUGCCCGUGGAUCCGAUCAGCAACGUUGGCUUGCUCUGCCAGGCUUGCGGCUUCCUGCUCAUCAACCCACAGCAGGCAGAAUGUGGGCACCGCUACUGCCUGGGCUGUGUGAAGAGGCUCUUCAGGGACACAGACAAGACGGUAUGUCAUACUUGUAGGAAAGGACUGAGCCCCAGACAGUUCCACAGUGACAAAGCUGCAGAGAAUGAUGCGCUUGCCACGGAAGUUGCUUGCCCAAAUUUUGACUGCACCUGGUCUGGAACUCUGAAAUCAUAUCAGGAGCACAUUUGCCCCCCUGUGGCUCACUUUGGAACAGCAAAGAAAUCUGCCUUUGCUCUUGGGGAUCAAGAAGCUGUUGAAGAAAAGAAGCUUCCCUGGAGCAACAACGAUACCAGCGUGAGUGAAUCUUCUUUGAACAUGGAAGCUGUCCUGUUGCGUGUGGAGUCCCUGGAGCUGAUGGUGACUUCCCUGAGGCGGCAGCUGAAUGGCCAGGUAGCUGCAGUGAAGUCUCUCCAGCGCUGCUGUUCCCAGUAUGAGAAGCAACUGAAAAUCUCCCAGGAAAUAUACAGGAGCUCCUGUGGAACCAAAGGGUCCGUGCCAACAUCAUCGGAGUUGAUAAGCACCGACGGAACGCUGGUGUGGAAAGUGGAGAACUUCUCCAAACUUCUGAGGGAGGCCACUUCUGGGAAGAAGCGGUCCAUCUACUCUCCAGUCUUUGCCACCCAUGCUUUUGGAUACCACCUCUGUGUCCGUAUGUACCCUGAUGGCGAUGGCAUUGGCAAAGGCAGCCACCUUUCACUCUUCCUUGCCGUAGCCAAGGGGCCCUAUGAUGACGUCUUGCCGUGGCCCUUCCAGCAGAAGGUCACCUUCACUCUCUUGGACCCCACACGAAAGAAGCCAGCCCUGAAAGAAACCUUCCUGCCCGAUCCGAACAGCACCUCCUUCCACCAGCCACGCGAGAGGCUCAAUGUCGCCAGUGGGAGCCCCCUCUUUGCCAGCAAAGCCCAGAUUCCCAGCUACCUAAAGGAUGAUGUGCUCUUCCUCAAGGUUGUAGUGGAUUUGGCAGGGAUGGACGUUUGAGAUCAGAAAUAAAUGGGGGAGAAUGAAUGGUUGUCCUUGGACCCAGACCUUUCCACAGUUCUGCAAUACCACUUCAAAUCCCCUUCCCCUUCUGCGUGUCCCCUCAAUUGUGUCCACUACAAUUCCCAUUCCUGUAUGAGUAUUCAGCUACCUCUUGGGAGAGUCUAAAUCUGCACGACCAUCUUUGUCCUGUGAAUUUAUGAAAUAUCAGCCCCUGCUGUACACUCGGGUAGAUCUUCUGAGCCUUACAGAAGCUCUAUGACUAUUGACACAUUUUGGAAAAUCUGCUUCUGCUAAAUGUGUAUAGAUCCUGGUGGUGGGUUUGGAUAGGCUUUUCAGUGUUCUAAGGUAUGUUGUACCUUUUGUGGUAUAGUGGUUAGAUUGUCAGGCUAGGACUUAGAAGACUUGGUUCAAAAAUCCCACUCAGCCAUGAAACUCAUUAGAUGACCUUGGGCUGGUUGCAUUCUUUUUUUCAGCCUAACCUACCUCAUAGGGUUGUUGUGAGGGCAAAAUCUAUCUGACCUACCCUGGACUGCUUGGAAGAAGGUCAGGAUAAAAAUGUACUGGUAGAUGUAUUUAUAUAGUUCCUGAUCCGCAGAAUUUAUUCCACCUCCAGAAUUGGGGUGUUCACAUCGUGCAGUGAUCUACCUAGCCAUUGGCUGAGAUACUCUGUGACAUCAUGGAAUGCUGACAAAUAUGCCAGCUGCUUUUGUGAAGACAGUAAUGCCUGAGUUUUGUUAGGGGGGAAUCCUCAUACAAGAUUUGUUUAUUUUAUUAUUUAUUUAUAUCCUACCUCUCAAUUCAAAAGAAUACCCAAGGCAGUUAGCAAAUAUGAAAUCCUAUUAAAGUGAUCAAAUAAUUAAUUAUUAACAAUUUUUUCCUGUGCAAAAGGUAGCAUCUCUGUGUUGAAGCUUCUUUUAAAAGGAUCUGUAGUCAACGGGUGGGGGUGAGUAGGUGGGAAAGCUCAGUCUAGAUGGCAAAAUCUUCCCAGACAAAGGCUGUGGUGACCGGAGGGGCCGCAGGCCAGUGGUAGAAGAGAAGUGGAAAAUCAAGAGCUGAGGAGGCUUGGGUCCUAAACAAGAAGUUGACCCAAACAGAUGGGGGUGGGGCUGAGAAAUGAGAUGGGUAGAUGUAGACACUGAGAGAUCUCUGUCUUUUGGUGCUACACCUCUGAAGAUGCCAGCCACAGCUGCUGGCGAAACGUCAGGAACUACAAUGCCAAGACCACAGCAAUACAGCCCGGAAAACCCCCAACAACCAUCGAGAUGGGUAGAAUUAGCAUGUCUGAUGUAAUAGGACCAGUGGACUGAGGGGUCUGGAUGGAUAGAAACCUGGGGAAAAGAGGAGUGACUGAGCAAGGGAUUAGAGAAAGAACCUUGUGUGGGGCCUAAGAAAAGAAAAGACUGAAUUGUUUCUGGGAAUUACAUAACCAGAUAAAGAAGCUUUGGAAUUUGUGAUCAGGGAUGUCCAAGAGACGGCUAAAUUCCACAUGCAUUGUAACCAAGUGCCCUGAUGUUUGAAUGUGGCCCUCAGGUGGCACAUAACUCCCAUCUCUCUUGCAUUCUCUGAACUGCAAGGGAUCAAAGCUGCAUGUACAGCUUUAAAAUAGGAAGAGUCAUUUCAGAGAGAAAUACAUAAAUAGGAAAAUCCCAUCCCUGCUAUCUCUUUGUGAGAAUUUCCAGUUUGUGUGUGUGUGUGUGUGCCUUUGUUGAUAUCAGUUCAAAUUGUGAUAUGUAUGUGUUUUCCUAUUACUCAGCAACAAUGUAUAGCUGAGCAUGACGACUUUUUGAAAUUUACAUUAUUAUUUGUUGAUCAUUUUUACAGCACUUUAAAAAAAAAACUGCACCGGGCUCCGCAAUCCUAAUUAUUAAGAAUUUCAAGUCCUCGGACGUGAUGACAAUUGUUGCUACCUCACAGUUCUAUUUAUUAUGCAAUAAUAUGACACAGUUAUUACGCAAAUUAUAAUAUUAAAAGUUAUUUAUGUGAA
This is a messenger RNA of Eublepharis macularius, 3352 nucleotides long. RefSeq names its product TNF receptor-associated factor 2-like. Gene Ontology annotation, cellular component: plasma membrane signaling receptor complex. The coding region runs from base 1 to 1365 and encodes 454 amino acids. Gene Ontology annotation, molecular function: protein binding; metal ion binding. Lineage: Eukaryota; Metazoa; Chordata; Lepidosauria; Squamata; Eublepharidae. The record is from RefSeq and is a predicted model, not a curated record. The transcript has 6 exons. Gene Ontology annotation, biological process: tumor necrosis factor-mediated signaling pathway; positive regulation of JNK cascade; regulation of canonical NF-kappaB signal transduction.